Messenger RNA from Arctia plantaginis, 378 nucleotides. The record is from the annotation of a GenBank genome assembly. Lineage: Eukaryota; Metazoa; Arthropoda; Insecta; Lepidoptera; Erebidae.
AUGGUACCCUCUAUAACCGCCGAAGUAUAUCGUUGUUAUGAUUUUGAAGAUACUUCUGUAAAAAUAAUAAUAUUUUCCACUAGUGCUAUGUACGUGUUCUCAAUUGGUGUUUGUAUUUAUUUCAUAUACGGCCUCUGCUCGAAAAAAAGUGACCACCCGACCAUGGUGAUGAUGUUCAUGAUAUUAAAAGCAAUGAUUCUUACAAUAAUCACCGCUAUUUUAGUUUUUUUUGAGACUCCUAAAGCAAAAAUAUGUCCCGACGGCUUUGUUUUAGGCACAUCAACUACAUUGAAUUUGUUUAUACAAGGCUACAGCCUGUUAAUUGUGAACAGUUUUCGACUAGAAGAGGGUAUAGGGGUAUAUGAUGAUGAUGAAUAG